Mytilus californianus (California mussel) is the source of this 5687-nucleotide messenger RNA. RefSeq lists its product as uncharacterized. Lineage: Eukaryota; Metazoa; Mollusca; Bivalvia; Mytilida; Mytilidae. The transcript has 11 exons. Bases 97 to 2622 code for a protein of 841 amino acids. The record is from RefSeq and is a predicted model, not a curated record.
UUCAUUCUUGACCGAAAAGACAAAAUAAAUUGAAGUCACUUGUAAAGUGAGCAGAUAACCUCUUGUAGGAAAUUAUACUCCUCUGACUGAUUAAGAAUGGAAGACCAAGAUGAUCAAGCUGUAGUCAAGAGAUUCAAAGCAAAGAAUUUUAACAGGACCUUUACUGUCACAAAGCCAGAAUGUAAUAGAACUGUAACAACACAACAAAACAAUGGUCCUAUCAUAAUACCCGAUACUCCAAGUCCAGUGUUUUCAAGAUUUUCUGGUAAAAGAGACAGACUUAUUGAGCAUGGAAAAUCACAACCUGAAUGUGUUAGAAAGAAAGCAAGGAAAUCUCUUGAACCAACAGAAAGUAUAGGUCAAGUUUUUCAAUCAGAUCAUACUAAUGAAAUAAGACAUGCAGGGAGUGCUUAUUCAGCUUCAAGAAAAAAAAUGGACUCCUGCAUUUCAAAUCAAUAUGAAAAUGAAGGAACAAAGAAGAAACACACUAUGGAAACAGAUAAAUAUUUUCAGGAUUUGUGGACUGAUUAUAUUGAAAGUAAAAUUGAUAAUCCUACCAGUUCUGUGACUAAUUUGUCACCCACACAGAAGAUGAAAAAGAAUAAAGAUAUAAAUUCUGAUUUUGAGAACCUUGUGAAAGAAAGUGAAGAUCAUCUGUGUUUACUGUGGAAGAAAAGAAAUGAAACUGUUACACAAAAGAGAAAUGAGAGUUUUUGUGAACCCAGAAAGAAAAGGCUUGCUCUAGAUGCUGACAGUGCUAUUAAUUUACACAAAGAUCAAACUAAUUGUCUUGAAUUAACCCCAGAUAGAAAUGAGCCAUGGUGUAAACGACAUGGUGAGGAGUCUGAUCAUAUUAAUGAUAAAUUUUCUAGACUUAAAAUGGAGAGACAGGAGAAAGAACGAAUUGACAGAUUACUUGAUAGUUCUGAAAGGUUGUCACCAGAUGAGUUCCUAGACCUGCCUUCAUCAUAUAACAAACAAAAAACACCUCAGCGCAAAUUCCAGUUAAGUCAUUGUGGCUGGCCAUCAGACUCUGAUUCAGACACAAAUUCAGAUCAUUCUGACACAGUUCCUUUACGUGAACUUAUUGGUAGAAAUUUGUCUGAUAAGAAAAAGAACUGCAAAGAUACGGUAGAAAAAACUGAUAUCAAAUAUUGCCGUGAAAGAAUUUUAAUGCAUGGGAAAAAAAAGCUUGAUUCAAAAGGCCUUAAACAUUUUGUUCCAAAAAGAGAUUUAAAGGAGAAAUAUUUCUGCUCACCUCAACUUGAAAGUAAAAAUGCUACAAUUGUUAAAAAAAGCACACAGACUUCUGAUUCACAAAACACAAAAGUCUCAGGUACAGGAAAUGAUAAAAUGCACUCACAAACAUCAAGAAAAGACCACAUUAGACAAACUUCUACCUCAAAUGAACAGAAUAUGUCUGCUAUAUCUAUAUCAAGUGCUGACAGCCAAGAAACUCCUCCAAGAUAUAUUGACAAUGCCAUUUUCCAUACACCAUUAGCUCAAUCAAAUUUCACAAACGGUUUCCAUCCAACUUUUGCCAGUCCAAGAUUGCCUAUGCCAAUUUCCAUACGUCGAGGAAGGCAUGCAGAUAGAAGAUCCCGCCCAGAAAGGAUAAUGGAUGACUUUGAUCCAUCACCUGCAGAGUUAAUGUCUGACCAAGUCCAACCUUCAGGUAGUAAUUCACCUCCAGCAAGAGAUCAUAGAUUAUUAUCCCCACUGAAUAGAUCAAGAUGGGCCAGAAGUCACAAAGGGAGAUUUUCCAGAACAAGGAAUUUGAGUCGAGAGAGUGUACCAACCCAUGGUUCUGAUUUCAUGUUAGCAUCAAGUCUGUUGACACCUAGGACAAAUGAUGCAGUGCAGCGAGUCCAACAGCACCAGAAUGAUGAAGAUUUUGCAAGACGUUUGCAGGAAGAAAUGGACAUGGAGUUUGCCAUGUCCUUACAAAACAUGGAGAAUGGUCCCCCAGCUGAACCUGCCACUGGUGCUAAUACUAGUAGUGGUACAACACCAACAACAGAUGAGGAUUCUGAUAACAGAACACGUCACAAUAGAAUGAGGUUGUAUGGACUGGAAGAUAUUGAGACUUAUCUGAAUCUUCCUGAUGAGAUUUCACCAAAUUUAGAGCAAAUGAUACAAGCCACCAGAAGUACAACUCCACCUCGAACCAGGACCAGACAGAGAGGAAGCAGACGACAAAGAAACUCUAACAGUCUUGAAGCUCUAAGUAGAAUGGAAGCACACUUGAUGUCUAUUCUUGAUGACUAUGGUACAUCUCCUGUCAGAGGUCAGAACAGACGAGGACGUCGUUUCUUCCCAGCAUUCAAUGUGUCUGCAUCUGAAGGACAGGAUUAUGAGGAGUUGCUUAAUCUGGCUGAAAUGCUGGGUGAUGUUAAACCACGAGGUUUGACUAAAAACCAAGUAACCAAACUACCUGAGAGGAAGUACCAGGUGUGUCCUGGAGAGGAAGUUAAGGAAUGUCUUGUCUGUAUGUGUGAAUUUGAGGAUAAGGAUCAGCUUAGAAUCCUGCCUUGCUUUCAUGAAUUCCAUACUCCAUGCAUAGAUAAAUGGAUUGGUGUAAAUGCUACAUGUCCAGUUUGCAGAGUAGUGGUGAAUGUUUGAAUGUGUUCAGAUAAGGAGAAUGUGCAAUGAUGGAAUACAAUAAUCUGUAUAUAAGUGUGUUACUUUACAUGUCACAAGAAGUUCAAAUAGACACAAUAUCAAGUCAUUACAUAUUCCUUUGUAUUUUUUUUUUAAAUGUGAUGCUAGACAAAUGUAUAGUAGAGUAAUCACACAUCCAUGUUUAAAUCUCCUAUUUUUGUUACAUCUCAAUCAUUUGAAAUGCAUCCUUCGAGGGGUACACAAUUCUUCCAAAUCACCAUGAAAGACUAAAUGAUUGUAUACUAUUGUUAUAAAAGAUAGUAUAUACAUAAAUGUUCAUUUAGUACUAUUAUUUGAGGAAUUUUACAGAAGGAUGAAUAUGAUUGAAUUCCUGAAAACAUGGAAAACAUGGAGCAUGUUCAAAAUAUUUUUGAACCAAAAAAGUACAACAGAAAAAAGUACCAACUGGAAAUAAAGUAAUAGUACAAUUCAGUACUGUAGAAUUGCAGUUCAAUAGUUUGCUAGUAAAAGUACUACAGUGGUUUGCUUCCUUUACAGUACUUCAAAGUUGGUGCACUUAAGUAGUACAUGUAGAAAAAUAUCUGUGUACUUGUUACAGUAUUUACCAUUUAAAAAGGAAAUAACCUGUCAUUAGCAAUAACUCAAGUGAAGAAUGUUUUAUUUAUGUAGUGAAUGAACUUGAUAGUUUUUAUACGCCCAUUUACGGGACGUAUUAUGGUAUACUGUUGUCCGUCUGUAUGUCCGUCCGUCUGUCGUCAACAUGUCAGACAAUAACUCAAAAACGCUUUAACCAAUUUGCAUGAAACUUUGGUGAAUUAUUUAUAUCUAUUGAUGUGAGCUCCCUUUAGAUUUUUAUAAAUUUUAGAUUUUGUUUUUCCGAGUUAUGAGGUUUUAUUCAUUAAAACAAGGGGAUUUUCCAGUUUUCAGACAAUAACUCAGAAACACUUUCGCCAAUUUGCAAGAAAAGUUAUGGGGUUUUAUUCAUUAAAAAGGGGGGAUUUUCCAGUUUUCCCAAAAAUAACUCAAAAAUGCUUUGAGCAGUUUUCAUGAAACUUUGGUGAAUUGUUUAUAUCUAUUGAUGUAAGCUCUCUUUCAAUUUUUAAAAAUUCUAGAUUUUAUGUUUCCGAGUUAUGGGAUUUUAUUCAUAAAAAAGGGUUGAUUUUCCUGUUUUCUGACAAUACAUGCAAUACCUUUAAAGUGCUUCGAGCAGAUUUCAUGAAACUAUGGUGAUUGGUUGAUAUCUAUUAAAAUACCUCCCUUUAGUUUAUUAUAAAUUUCUGAAAAGACAUUAAGAAGUUAUUGAACUUUACUCUUUAAAAAAGUGACGGUCGUAUCAUGCGCUCAUGGCGCAGCUGUUUAUUAGGUAUCUGCAACUUUUAGAUAUCAUGUGCAUCUCUCUUGUAAAAUAUUUUUGGUGAAAAUUUUGAGACAUUUUUCAAACAGUUAUAAAAACAUUUUGUACUCAAUAUUUAUAUCAAGUGAUAUUCAGAACUCUGAACUGUGAUUCAGUUAACUUAUGUUAUAUUCCAAAAGAUAACUGACAAAACAAAACAGAAUUUCUGUCAUGCAUUUUUACAUGGCCUGGUCUGUUACAUCAUUAAUUUUAUCCUUUGCUAAAACACAUAAUAGAAUCUGAGUACAACAAAUCUUUGAGAAUUAGUUUUUAAAAAUUAACUGCCCUCAGAGUAGUAUUAUUGCAGGAUAAAUAUUGAAAGAUAUGUGGAAAUUUUUUCUCUGCAAUGCAGUUUUGUGCAAAUUAUUGGAUAAACUUGGAAGAAAAAGGUAAAAAGUACAAUGUGUUAUUGAGUUGAUACAACAAAUAUUUUUAUUAAGAGAAGUUUUAUAUUCCUUAAAUUAAAAUUUGUAUACCUGUCUGCUACCAGUUACCGUGAAAAAUUCAAAGUUUUUCUCAAAUGUUUUUUUACAGGAACUCCUGUUGAAAACAUUCUUUUACCAUAAAAUGGUUACCAAAAGUUAAGUUAAACACCAUGCACUCAAUCCUUCAAUCAUCUAGAUCUUAUAAAGGACGAAUAUUGGUAAACUAGUGUGCUGAUUUUUCUGUAAAAAAAUUAUGGUUGCGAAGACCAGUUACAAUCAUUUAAGAAUCUACACACUAAAUGAUAAAUAUUUCCACUUUUUAUGAGUAUUUAUGUCAUAUAAUGUUUUUCUGUAGUAAGACGAGAAGGCUCUUUGCUAGAUUUACCAAGCACAUAGUCAUUAUGUCCACAUAUUCUAAAUCUUUUCUUCCUUUUGCAAAGUCUGAACUGGUCAUAAAUAAUGUCACUUGAAAUCAACAUAAUAUACCGUAUUGAAGGAUAGCAAAAAAUAUGUUUUCAAAUUUAUAAAUCUGGCCUCAUUCUUAUGAAAAUAAUUUGUGUUCUUAAACAAGCUUUGAUAUAUUAUGUAUUUCAAAACAGUAAGUUUCCAUUAAUCAAGGAUGCCAUAAAGUAAUGACGUCAUGUCCCUGCACACGCAUCUUCCCACAACAUGUUGUAAAACACAAGCUCAGAAUUUCGUUGUCUUAAUUGGAUCAAACAAAAAGUUUUUUGAUAAAAAAAAUAUGUGUCUGAAGAUAAUAGCAGUAUGCCGAAUUCAUGCAAUGCAUCCAUUAUUACAAAAAAUGCCUAGUGAAAGUAACUGGAAACUGACAGUAACUGGUCUUUGACCAGUAACAUUUUUCCAGCAAAAAUACCUUCAGUAAUGAAAUUAAAAAUAUAAAUUUAUCUUUCCCAUUUAAAAAAAAUUCUGUGAGAUGUUUUGCAAGAAUGUAUGUAUUAAAUACUAUAGUAAAUAGUUGUCUUUGUAAGAUUUUCAAAAGACUGUUGAAUAUUUUGAAUCAUUCUAUUUAUGAUAUUUUGUAUUUGAAUAUCCAUAUAAAAAUGUGGAAUAGGUAGACUGCUUAGUAUAAGAAGUAGUUUAUUAUUAAAUGGAAAUACAUCUUGCAUAAUUUGGUACACAUAAAACAAAUUGUAUUUAGAAACAAGCAACUAGUGCUUAUAUUACCAUUUAUUUGUCCAAGAGUAGACAACUUAUUUCUGAAUGAUUAAAUGUUAAGUAUUUUAAUG